CGUAAUUUGGCAUCGAAAAAUCAGAAUAACAAUAUGAACGUCAAGAUAUUAUCAUCUAACAGCCAGAUCUCUAAUAGAAGGAAAAGUGGACAGAAGCUAGACCACAUCAGCAACAAGGGUAGAGCGUCCAAACUGUCGAUCAGGACAACAACGAGCAAAGAUGCCACUUUCGCAAUCGCGACGUCCGCCAAUUCGAUCACCGCCGGUAAAAUUAACUCGUCGAAGAAAAGUAACGGUAAUAAUGACGGUAAUUUCAAUUCGAGCGAACAGCACACGACGAAAAACGCGUCGAUCGUCAGCGCGAAACAGCACUCCAGUUCUACGUUCAGUAGCAUGCGAGCUAUCAGCACUUGCGUCAACAGUGUUGCGCACGAGAAUCCGAUCAAGCCGAAGGAUUACGCCGCGAAGAAGUUUCCGGGUGAAGCGGAUUCGAGCAUCAACAAUUAUCCUAUUCAAUCGGAUUACAAGGAGGUGUCCGUCAAUAAUCCGGAUUACAAGAGUAGGAACAGCGGCAGCGGCACGUCAAUGAGCGCUGCCAAUCUGCCGUUGAGGUUCGCAACGCAGUCAUCGUCGUCGGCGUCAACAUCGGCAUCCACGUCCGCGUCUGCGUCCGCUCUGCACCGUGAGAAUCACACGCCGUCCAGCACGUCGUAUCAGUCCGGAGCCGUGUCUCGGAAUGACAACAGUGCUUUCGCGGUAGCGCGCAAAGCAUUGGAACAGCAAAGCUCGACGUCGAAGAUGGCGCCGACCAAUUUCCCGCCGCUGCGCGCACCGCAAAGCAUCGUGAAUGUCCGGCAUCCGCUGCUGACGGAUGCGCGGACCAAACAUAGCGAGACGGUUGGCUCGCUCGCCAAGUCGAAGCUCAAUGUCAUGAGCUCGCUGCAGAGCGGCGUGAAGGACCUGGAUCAGCACGGCCGGCAGACGUUUCACGGAUACGGCACUUCUUCGAUCGCCAGUAUACCAAGUGUACAGAAUCUGAACAACGCGGUUACGGCCAGCAUUUCGCCGUAUCCCAGAUCGGAUCCCUUCCCGCAGCCGACGGUCACGAGUGUACUGUUCUCCGAUACCGCGCAGUUCCCGCAGUCGCCGCCGUACAACACCACACAGUUGAGCCAGUUGAAUCAGUAUCAGACCUACGACCCCAGCAGCUUCGCUACCACACCGGUCAACGUGAAUCCGGUGAUGCCGCAGUUCUCCACGGAGAGCUCUAUCCCGUACCCGCAGUACGAGAACCCGCCGCAGUUCGUCCAGCCGAAUCAUUAUCCGACCGCGGAUAUGACGAACAGCCAAUACCAGUAUCAGACGGCAGGAGUAGGUCAGAUACAAGACUCGUCGAUGUUCAUCCAGAGUCUGCAGAGCCCGAUCGCGGUGACCGAUCAGUACGCUGCAUCCAAUUACGCCAGAACUGUGAGGACAGAGCUGAUACCACACUUGAGGCGACCGUCGCGUUUCAACAAGUAAAAAUCGAGUCAGACUAUCAUCUGCUCGCGAUUCUUCGGCGCUGCAUCGAACGGGAAAAUCUGGAUAUAUUCGCCGCCACGAACGACGUUCCGUAGUCACGAUCAGUGAAUCUUAAAAGAUCUGCGAGAUAGCAUCAGUCUCGACUUGUCACAUGCAAAAAUCAUUCAUUGAUCCGAGGCAUUAGUCGAGAGCGGGAAUGUUGAUUAGUUGCAGCUGGCUAAAUUCUUAUUGUGACGGGUGUUUCGCGUCAGGUGUUGCGCGCGUCGAAUUUGUCAAAUCACUCGCGCCGGUUACAGUGCAUAUAAUAGCACGGAGGAUAUGGUGAAAGUUAUUGAAAUUCUUGAUCCAGUUUCAAGUAGAUUUUAGCUAAUCUCAGAUAAAUCUACAUACAUACAUGCAAAACAUACAUUGCACGAUAUGCCCCACAAAACGUUCGUUGAACGGAUUGUGCUUUGACAGAUUCACGCGCGGGUACGCACGAUCGACGCACGUUUGCACGACGUUUGGAACGAAGCGAUGCGUUCCGCGCGACGAAACGGCAGAGAUGAUAAUUUUGAUUUGUUUCAGUCAUUUCGAUGUGACACGGCAGGGCAUAAGUGAGUUGAGCUCAUCUAUAAUUUAACGAUUCUACGAUGUAAUUUAUCCGAAUAGCGUGAACAUUCGAGAAGGGGUUACAAAGAAAAACAAAAAAAGCACACGCUAUAUCUACGAUGUAUGUACCUCAAUUCUGAUUGCUGAUCAGAACGGCCGCUUUAUACGAAACAAAACGAGGAAGGAUGAGGGCGCAGGAUCGCGCUCAGAUAACGCUCCGGUCGUUUUCUUUCGGUUUUGUGCGCACGUGCUUAUACGGAGAGUGAACCUGUCCGAGCGCAGGCAAAGCUGUGCUCCGAUGGAGAGAUGAUGAUAAUGAUGAUGAUUCUUGAGUAAAAGAAUUAAGAAAAAAAAAAAAGAGAAAAAGGCCAAAAAUAUCGUCUUACUAUUAUCGUAAAUACUAGUUUUAAUGAACGGUAUUCUACAAACUAUACUUUGCAUAGAAUUAGUGGAAGUUUUCCAAUAUACUUACAUAAUACUUAGCUUAUUGCUAUGUUUUUAAUGUGCUUCACUACUUGUAUAUGGGUGGUGGUGUAAUGAUGCCUGAUGAAUGUGUGUGAGAGAAAAAGAGAGAAAGAAGAGUACAUGUAAAGAGAGAAAGAAGAAUAUAUGCGAAGAGAGAAAGAAGAAUACAUGUGAAGAGAGAAAGAAGAAUAUAUGUGUGUGCGCAUGUAUAUGCGUGUUUGCGCGUGAGAAAGAAAGAGAGAGAGAGAGGAGGAGAAAGAGAGAGAAAGAGAUUACAUACUAAUGGAAAAGACCGUAGAACGGAGCAGACGUUAGGAAUUUUUAUUACAACGGAAGAGUAGAGUGACGCGUAUCGUACGAAUAUUGCUCCCAUGCCACGAAACAUUACAUCUCCACUAAGCGUAUGCACAGUGCAAACGUAGCUUUCAGCGAUCCGAGUGUAAGCUGUAAACGCGUGAUCGCAGAUAUAAGGAUAUAAUCUUUCAGUGGUGUAUGUUUUUUCUUUUAGUAUGGUAGCUCAUAAACUCAUAAGCAUCACAUAUAAUAAUACGCGUAAGGAUUAAUCGUUAAGGAUUCCUCAUUAAGUACACAUGUCAAGUCUAGUAGUCGAGUGUGUACCCGUGAUGUGUGUACUGAAUUUCGAAUUGCCUACGUACAAUUGAUGACAACCGGAUGAGACUUUUAUACUAAAUGAAAAAGAAUAACAUCGCAGUAUUGUGAAUGGAGCACACGAAGCGCAUCGAACGGCAGGACGGCUCGAUCGAAGAUCAGAGAGAAAGAGAGAAACGAGAGCGCCCUCCUGCGAUCCAGUUGCCGGCUGUUGUAUCCACGGAUCAUGACGUAUCCCUUUGGUCCGUCGAAUACAUUAGUGAAGCGUAAGGAUCUACGAUUUCACCGACAUUCAAUCCAGACUCCGAUCGAGCGAAUUCAACCGUUCUUCAACCGUUUUACUUUGAAAGCCGAAACAGCCUCAAAACAUUCCUAAGAGAAAGGGACGAGUCUUGAGAAAAGUAAAGAAAAAAGAAAGGGAUAGAAAUCUCUUUCGGUCGGAGCUGGAUCAAGGAAUAAAUUUACGGUAAAAGAACGGUGUUUGAUGCGUGACACCAACGAACGGCAUAAUCUUUACGACAUUCUUUUUUGUGAUCAACAUUUUCUCACGAUAUCAUUUGUCUUUCUUGCGAAAUUGUACCGUACAUCUGUGUGUGUGUGCAUACGCCGUUUUGAGUUGCGAUGAUUCAGGAUUCGUAUGUGAGUGCUAUUUCGUAGAUAGUACCGCUGCGAGAGCGACACCGUACGGUAGAGGGAUGUUCGUUAACGUUCCAAGUGUCGCGAGACUGAUGGCGGCAACGUUGAUCAGUGCCAAUAAUAUAACCGCGUAGAUUUCAGAAAAUACAAGAAAA
This is a messenger RNA of Odontomachus brunneus, 3917 nucleotides long. Its product is annotated as platelet binding protein GspB-like. The transcript has a single exon. NCBI's taxonomy places the organism in Eukaryota, Metazoa, Arthropoda, Insecta, Hymenoptera, Formicidae. The record is from RefSeq and is a predicted model, not a curated record. The coding region runs from base 34 to 1461 and encodes 475 amino acids.